Molecule: messenger RNA, 3842 nt
Organism: Linum tenue
Lineage: Eukaryota; Viridiplantae; Streptophyta; Magnoliopsida; Malpighiales; Linaceae
Source: the annotation of a GenBank genome assembly
UAUAAAACCUUCUUCCUCAUCAACUCUUUUCUUUCAUCUUUCUGCCCGUCAAUCUUUCGCAUUCUCCUCUGUUAGAGGCUUAGAGCAGCUCUCAAAUUUGAUUUUGCGAUCAGGAUACUCAAUUCCCUCCUAACUCUCCAUCGCCGAGCAAUUUAUUUACGAGAACUUGGCAGUCACUCUCCAGCACCAGAGGACCAAAACCUCUCCGAUUCGCUUCGCCAAUUUCGUAUCACAUUCUCUGGUGAUUUAGCUCUUCCGCUCUAACAUUCAUCACCGUCCAGAAGGAAACUUCAGAGGCGCCCCAAGAAGCUAUGGCGGCGACCGAAUCUCGUUUCCUUACAGAACAACGGAGAGAAGAACAAGAACAUGGAGAUGGCUCCGGUAAAGCAAUUACUUCCGCCUCUAUACCUACGAUGAAGGAAGAAGAAGAACUGGAUUCGACAGUUGAGUUGCCUGAUGAACUUGUUGUCAGCGUUCUGUCUUGCUUGACCCUCAAGGAAGCAGUUAGAACUUCAGUGCUCUCCAGAAAGUGGAUUAAUUUAUGGAAAUCCUCCAAUUUGGUGCUUGACUUCGAUGCUUUGGAGGAGUUAAUAGCUAUUCAUAUGUCCCCAGGGAAGAAGCAGCCAUUACUGAAAGAAAAGAGGAGGUGGUUAAAGAAUUGGGUGAAUGGGGUAGUGGGGCAGUUGCAGGAGCAUAAUAUUAAUAAUGCCUUGACACUUAAAAAGUUCAGAGUUGUAUUCAACUUCACCAAACAGUGCAAUUCCGAAGGGGACAUCGACAGAUGGGUGGAGUUUGCGAUUUCAAAGAGAGUCGAGUCUCUUGAUUUGCACUUCGAUACGCAGUUUAUGGGGAAUGCUGAGUUGUAUGAUUUCUCAGAGGAUGUUUACAAUCACAUCAAGACCCCAGCUGGAUUACUAGAUAUCAAGCCCCUCAAAUCUUUGCGUUUGAAUGGUGUCGAAGUCAAGAGGGAGGUUCUUGAACAUUUCAUCUCCAAUUGCCCAUUGCUUGAAGAGUUGGCUGUGGGAAGGUCAGAAUUCCUGAAAAAGCUCAGAGUUGUGGGUUCGUCUGGAUCGCCACUCCGAUUGAAGUACUUGGAAUUAAGGCACUGCAGGAUUCUGGAGUCCUUGGAGAUUGAUCACACCCCUUUCCUCGAGCGCCUGAUUUAUGAUAAAUGUGAUACACUGAUGGAAUGGCGAGUGGGUAAAUGCCCAAGUCUUGUGCAAAUGAUCUUAGGCUUUGCUUUAUUUAGGGAUGGGUACAAUCACGUGGUUAAAGCCCUUUAUGGAUGCGUAAGUCAGUUAGAGCAUCUGUUGGUGAAGACGUUUGCGGUGGGCAGGCUAUUUGAGGAUGUGGCUGAACACACACGCCUGGAGCGGCUGACGGUGGAAGCUUGUGGAGGAGGCAAUAACAGUCUUCUUGAAUUGGUUCCUUUGAUAAACGCAUGUCCUCGUUUGCACACGUUGCAAGUGUUUAUGCAUACGUACAAUGACGAGCGAUGCACUACACUCCCGCAAACUAUUGUGAAAAUGCAGCGUGAGAGCAUCAAAGUGGUGGAGAUUGUUGGGUUUAGAGGCUUUUCAAUCGAAUGCGAGCUUGUUGAGUAUGUGAUGGAGUAUUUCGUGGCAUUGGAGAGGAUAGUGGUUGAUCGCGCAGUGGGAGGUUACCUUCCUUGCGAAGGUGAGAUUCUUGGCGGUAGAAUACCCAAGCUUUGCACCGAGGAGGAAGCUGCUGAAGCUGAAAAGCUUGCGUUGGGAUUCAAAUUAAGAGCGCCUCCAACACUUGAAUUUGUUGACGAUUUCACUGGAACUGCUUCUACAGAACUGUGCUUAUCUUGUGGAUGUGUUGAUAGGAUCUUGUUUGAGCAGACCUGGUUUCGCAUGUCACUCCAUCUCCUGCUACGCUCGUCAGUUGGCUGUCCUUAUCGUGAAGGCGUGAAGUUCAGACUGGUCGAAGGAAAAGGGGAUAAUAGCCCAGAGGAAACCAUGGAUACGGCCUCUGAUUUUACCGGAUCGGAAGUAAGAGAAGAAGAAUUGGAUUGGACUGGUAAGUUGCCUAAUGAAGUUGCUGUCAAGGUUCUGUCUUGCUUGACCUUCAAAGAAGCAAUUAGAACUUCAGUCCUCUCUACUAGGUGGAGAGAUUUGUGGAAAACAUCCGAUUUGGUGCUGGACUUUGACGCCUCAGAUGAGUUGUUUGUUAUUUACAAGACGUCCAGCCAGGGGAUGAUGCCUUUAAUGGCAGAAAAGAGGUGGUGGUAUAAGAAUUGGGUGAAUGGGGUGGUUAGGCAGCUGCAGGAGCACAAUGCCUUAAAACUUAAAAAGUUCAGAGUUGUAUUCAACUUGACUAAUCAGUGCAACUCCGAGGGGGAUAUCGAUAAAUGGGUGAGGUUUGCAGUUUCAAAGAGAGUCGAUUCUCUUGAUCUAAACUUCGAUGUGAGUGGUGUGGGGAAUGCUAAGCUUUAUGUUUUCUCAGAGGAUUGUUACAAUCACUUUAAGACGCCAGCUGGAAUGUCAGAUAUCAAGUCCCUCAGAUCCUUGCGUUUGAGUUGUGUCGAAGUCCGAGGGGAGAUUCUUGAACAUUUCAUCUCUAAUUGUCCCUGGCUUGAAGAUUUAGCUGUGCAACAGUCAAAUGCACUUAAACAGCUCAGGGUCGUGGGUUCAUCAUUGUCACCACUCCGAUUGAAGUACUUGGAAUUAAGGUACUGCUGGUAUCUGGAAUCUCUGGAGAUUGAUCAUGCCCCUGGCUUAGUGCGCUUGAUAUAUGAUGAUUGUCAUCGCGUGGAGGAAUUGCAAGUGGGUAACUGUACAAAUCUCGUGGAUGUGACUUUAGGUUUUGGUCACUGUCAGUAUGAUGUCGUGUUUAAAGCCCUCUCUGGAUGUGCCAGUCAGUUGGAGUCCCUGUUGCUGAAGACAUUUGCUAUGGGCAAUUUGCUUCCUGAUGUGGCUGAACACACACGACUUGCGCAGCUAACAGUAGAAGUUAUGGGUGGACGAAAUGGCAGUCUUCGUGAAUUAGUUCCUUUGAUAAACGCAUGUCCCCGUCUGCACAUACUGCAAGUGUUUUUGCAUACAGACUCUAGCGAUGAAAGCAGACCACGAGUGGUCGAUGUUGUGAAAAUGCACCGUGAGAGCAUCAAAGUCGUGGAGAUUGUUGGGUUCAGAGGCUUUGAAAUGGACUGCGAGCUUGUUGAGUAUGUGAUGCAGUAUUUUGUGGAAUUAGAGAGAAUAGUGGUUGAUCGAUCCGCUGGAACUCCAUCCUCUUGUGAUAAUUCGAUUUUUGGCAGUACAUUAAGCAAGCUUUGCAGCAAGGAAGAAGCCGAUGAAGCCAAAAUGCUUGCAUUGGGGUUCAAAUCAAGAGCGCCUCCAAACAUUGAUUUUAUUGUAAUUUGAUCAGUUGCCUUUCGAGGAAGGAUUGUUCAUAACUUCAGUUUUAAGCUACCUCAACAACCGCAGGCCAGCAGGUUUGAUUACUGAUUACCAGUGAAAUGUGCAUUUAGUAGAAAUGGUUCGAGGUUCAUUGCAGUGAUUUACCAAUACCUGGUCUGUAGGGAUUGGGGUGUUUGAUUGUAUUGAUUAGCGUGUACACUUUUUGCGUUGCUAGUUGUUAAUGAAGUAGAAUACAGAUAACAUGAUUACAGCACUUGAAUGUUUUAUACACCCUGGAGCCUUCAUGCUUCUAGUCGUAGCUAGAUAGUCCGAUUCAAGUAACCUAACAUCACGCUUCAAGGGCAUCAUUAUGUUAGAUACCUACUAUGCUUCUUAUUGCGGGAAGAUUAUCUAGCAAGGCGUGCACUAUCCUAGUUGAUAGAAUUACUAGUAAGAUGAGAUCAUGGCGGGCUUCCAAGC